AUGAAACAAACUUUACCAAACGAUUAUGGAGCACCUAUUGAAUAUUUCUUACGAGCUGCACAAUGGCAAAGAGCAGUCUCACCAAGGUUAGGUGUUCCACCAGCUCCUGUCAAAAAUAGCAUUUGGUCAAGUCCUUAUAUAAGAUAUGGUCUCCCACUAGGUUUGCUAGCUACAGCAGGAGCAGUUAUGAUGUUGAAAAGAAAUAAAGCAAAUGUUGUAAAUAAUACUGAAGUAGCUGAAGUUAAACAAACUCCAACGCCUUCACAAGCAAAACCUUCAAUGACUCCUGAACCUAUGGAAGUACAAACUCCUGUUCAAAAGUCAACUCCUAAACCGACUCCAACAUUUAAACCAGAACCUACUCCUCAAAUAAAUCGUAAAACUCCUGCGUUUCCUUACUGA
Molecule: messenger RNA, 402 nt
Organism: Trichomonas vaginalis G3
Lineage: Eukaryota; Parabasalia; Trichomonadida; Trichomonadidae
Product: repellent protein 1 family
Exons: 1
Coding region: 1-402 (133 amino acids)
Source: RefSeq, a predicted model, not a curated record